Caenorhabditis angaria is the source of this 1020-nucleotide messenger RNA. The record is from the annotation of a GenBank genome assembly. Lineage: Eukaryota; Metazoa; Nematoda; Chromadorea; Rhabditida; Rhabditidae.
AUGAUUUGGAAGCAGGUUCUUGGUCAAGUUCAAGAAAUAUCCGCAUCAAUUUCAAUAAUUCUCAAUUUAUUGCUGAUCCUUUUAAUUGUCACAAAAUCACCAAAACAACUCGGAACAUAUAAAUAUUUGAUGAUUUACAUCUCAAUUUUCGAAAUAUUAUUCUCAUUAAUUGAUGCGAUUGUUCGACCGCUCAUAUUUUCACACGGCUCAAUUUUCAUCUGUAUUUCAACAAAUUUCUCGAUUCCCAAACAGUUUUGUGUUUAUUUGAUCUCGGUUUGGGGUGGAUUUUUUGGAAGUUUUAUGGGAUUAUUUGCCCUCCAAUUUAUUUAUCGUUAUCUUGUUGUUCGCCGAUCAAAAACACUCGAAACUUUUAAAGAUUCAAGAAUUGUUCUUUGGAUGAUGAUUCCACCAAGUUUUGGACUUCUUUGGGGUUCAGCCGCCCAUUUUCUUCUUGCCCCAAAUCCAACAAUUGAUCGUGAUAUUAAAUCAAUAGUUCUAGAGGAAUUCAACUGGGAAAUUCAAAAUGUGGCAUACGUUGGACCAUACGUAUAUCCAUUAGCCGAAAAUGGUGAAAUUGUUAUUAAUGAGAAAAGUUUGAUUGCAAUUAUAAUUGUCUGGACACUUGUCAACACUUCUAUUUUUACUGUCGCAUUUUUUGCGAUCAAAUGUUAUUUGGAAUUGAAUUCUGAUAUAAAUGCAAGUAAAUCUGGAAGACUGAAUCAUCUUCAACAUCAAUUAUUCUACGCAUUAGUCACACAGACUUUAAUCCCUUUGAUUCUUAUGCAUCUUCCUGUCAGUGUUUUAUUUCUUUUCACAAUGUUCAAUCUCGAUCUUGGACAUGCUAGUGCACUCGUAGCUAUGUCUGUUGCAGUUUUUCCGGCAUUGGAUCCAAUUCCAGUUAUAUUAAUCAUUAAAAAUUAUCGGAAUGCUAUUGCGAAUGUUGUUACAAUUCGAGUGAGCAUGUUUUCUAGAAGAGAGCACACUCCAGUGAUUAGAAAUACGUGUGAAACCAGAAUUUGA